GCACACAUUCUCUCUCCCUUUUUCCCUCUCUCUCUCUCUCUCUCGCCAUCAUCUUCGAGCUUCGGUCAAGGCGUUCGCCCGUUUCUCCGCCGGCUUCGCUUCACGGCUCACCGAUCGGACUCGCCACGAGACGGCGGCGGCGGCUACGGCGGCGACUGCGGCGGCGGCGGCGGCGGCGGCGGCGAGGAAUGACGUGAACCUGUCGAGCGCGAUCCGGCCUCCGUCGCUCGCGGCAUGGCCCGCCGCCCUCCUCCUCUCUCGCCCUCCGUCGUCCUCCUCUUCCUCCUCCUAAUCCUCCUUCCGGCUUGCUUGCUCGUCGCCCGUGGCGAACCUAAUCGCGGCGCGCCUCGCUUGACGCCCAUCGACCUCGAUCUCUAUCAUUCCAGCGCUCGUUUGAUGGAAGAGAUAAAGGCUUUGGUUCACCGUCACCCGGAUAAACUUACGAUGAAUAAUUUUAGAAGUGGAAAUAGAGGUUAUCGAGCAGAGCUAGCCGUUGUUACCUAUUGCCGCAAUGUCAGAGAAAUCAAUGACAAGUCGAAGUUUCGGAUUCUUCUUAGUUUUGGACAGCAUGGAAGGGAGCUAAUUACAUCUGAAGUGGCUUUGAGGAUAUUGUCAAUCCUGACUGAAGAACAAUUUCUACCAAAUGUAGAUUCAGUUUCUCUAAACAGUUUCCUUGACAAACUCAUCAUAAAGGUAGUCCCAAUGGAGAACGUAAAUGGCCGUAGACUUGUUGAAGCAGGAGAUCUUUGUGAAAGGAGAAAUGGGAGAGGAGUUGACCUGAACAGAAAUUGGAGUGUAGAUUGGGGCAAAAAGGAGAAGGAUUAUGAUCCGUAUGAAGAAAAUCCAGGAACUGGUCCUUUUAGUGAGCCAGAAUCUCAAAUUAUGCGGAAACUUGCAACUUCAUUCAAUCCUCACAUCUGGGUGAAUGUGCAUUCAGGAAUGGAAGCUUUAUUUAUGCCCUAUGACCACAAAAAUACGACUCCUCUGGGCUUGCCUUCUACUAGGAUGACUUUGUUGCUGAAGGAACUAAAUGUUCUUCACUGCCAGAAUCGUUGCAUGAUUGGCUCCGGUGGAGGAUCAGUCGGGUAUCUGGCGCACGGCACUGCUACAGAUUACAUGUAUGACAUUGCCAGGGUGCCUAUGGCUUUUACCUUUGAGAUCUAUGGAGAUGGAGCAGCAUCACCAAAGGACUGCUUCAAGAUGUUCAAUCCGACAGAUAUUAGCACUUACAAUAGAGUUCUCAGUGAUUGGUCAGCUGCAUUUUUUACAAUCUUCAAGCAUGGGCCCCGAUACCUAGAUGAAAUCCACUUGAAAGACUCCCGACCGAGCUCAUGGGAAUCGAUGGACGAGUACCUCGAGGGGUACUUGAUGGACCGGAGCAGUAGGUAUGGGAAGAAGAUGGAAGUGCUCGAUUUCGGUAUGCAAGAGAUUAGGACAUACUUCAGGCUCUUCCUCUUAUCGUUCGUGCUGCUAAUGUUCAUGUUCUGUUCUAGAAUUUCAAAGAGUAAGUUGAGUAGACCUGGUGUUCCGUCCGUGCCCGUAUGACAUGUCAUGAUUUUGUCUUGUUUUCUUGUUUUGUUUUCUUUCUGUAAUUUCUGCUGGGCAUGGAUGGCAAUGUGCGUGGUAGUGUUAGAGGAAAGGUUGCCAAUUUUCAUAUGCGCAAGUGUUCUUUUUCCCCUUUUUGUAGAAGAUUUUGUAUCUGUUUAAGACGCAAUGAUUUAAUUUAUAAGAAUAGGGUUACAUGCACUCUUGUAGUACUGUAUUGAACUUUGUAUCAAUGAAGUAAGUAAUGCACGGAAUAUACCAGUUUUGAGAAGCAAA
Molecule: messenger RNA, 1821 nt
Organism: Eucalyptus grandis
Lineage: Eukaryota; Viridiplantae; Streptophyta; Magnoliopsida; Myrtales; Myrtaceae
Product: carboxypeptidase A6
Exons: 11
Coding region: 235-1545 (436 amino acids)
Biological process (GO): proteolysis
Molecular function (GO): zinc ion binding; metallocarboxypeptidase activity
Source: RefSeq, a predicted model, not a curated record